Molecule: messenger RNA, 1068 nt
Organism: Lodderomyces orthopsilosis Co 90-125
Lineage: Eukaryota; Fungi; Ascomycota; Pichiomycetes; Serinales; Debaryomycetaceae
Product: peptidylprolyl isomerase
Exons: 1
Coding region: 1-1068 (355 amino acids)
Biological process (GO): mitotic spindle organization
Cellular component (GO): nucleus; protein phosphatase type 2A complex; cytoplasm
Molecular function (GO): peptidyl-prolyl cis-trans isomerase activity; protein tyrosine phosphatase activator activity
Source: RefSeq, a predicted model, not a curated record
AUGUACUUCAAACCAGUUAGACGUGUGUUUACUCAAGACGAUUUAUCAAAUUGGAUCGAUUCAGACACUUAUAAACAAGUGCUCGAUUUCAUAACGCAACUUCAAGAUUCCGUUACUGAUAAAUCGAAUGAUAAUGAGGUGGCAACUUCGCCCGUGAUUACACAGCUAAUACAUCUCAUUGAUGAAGCUUAUCGAAUUAUACAACAUCAUCCGGUAAAAUUGGAAAAGGAUAUACUGAGAUUCGGCAAGGUUGAGUUUCGUGAUUUUUACGAUGAAGUGGAAUCAAAAUCGUCCCAGUUGAUUCAACCCAUUUGCGAUACCGCAUUGGUUGAAACAUCGACCUAUCUUACCAAUUCAUGGGGUGAUCGAACAAGAAUAGACUAUGGUUCGGGACAUGAACUUAAUUUCAUUUGUUUCUUGCUUUGUCUUUAUAAACUUGACGUUAUUAAACAGACUGAUUUUCCUGCCUUAAUACUCAAAGUGUUUACCAAGUAUAUGUCAACAAUGAGAUGCUUACAACGUACGUAUUGGCUAGAACCAGCCGGAUCUCAUGGUGUCUGGGGAUUAGAUGAUUACCAUUUUUUGCCAUUUUUAUUUGGAGCUGCUCAGUUAUGCAAUCAUCCGCAUAUGAAACCUAAAUCAAUUCACAAUGAUGAAUUAGUGGAAAUGUACAGAAACAAGUAUAUCUACAUGGAAUGUAUUGAUUUCAUUAAUAAUAUCAAAAUGUCUACAAACAAGCAACAAGAUAAGUUGAGUUUACGAUGGCACUCACCCAUGUUGGAUGAUAUAUCAGCUGCUAAACUGUGGAGCAAGAUCAAAGAAGGAAUGGUAAAGAUGUAUAAAGUUGAAGUGUUGGGCAAAUUACCCAUUAUUCAACAUUUCAUGUUUGGUGAUAUAUUGAAAUGUCCCGAGGGAAUUCCUGAACAUCAAAGCGAUGAUGAUGCAGCAAGUGAUUGCGGACAUGUACAUGAACUUGCCAAUACAUGGGGUGAUUGUUGUGGUAUCAAGAUCCCCAGUGCUAUUGCUGCUAGUGAGAGUAUAAAAAGAGCUGGAGUUCCAUUUGAUUAA